AUGACCGCUUCCUCUCCGUCGCGAACUCCCUUUCCGAGCGUUGCGACCAAGGCUUCCACCACUGCCCAGUCGUCACAGGUGAAUGUGGCAGCUGAGAAUAAGCAGUCGUCCUCCAGUCCUCGUCCGGCCUCUCAGGUAGACGUCGCAGCCGCUACCAAGGCUACCUCUUCCGGCUCUCGUUCAUCCUCCCGAUCAAAUAUACGAGCAGACCACAAGGUCACCUCCACUCCUCAAUCAUCCUCUCGCAGCGCUCUAAGUGCCAGGCCUCGGCAAGAUGCGGCAGCUACAGAUCCAACUUCUGAAAGAGCAACGAUCGCCCUGAUCAGGAGAACAUUGGUGGCCGAAGGGGCCCUGGGAACCGACUCAAAGGGAUCGUCGACGGCCGGAAUCGAAGGAAUUCUACCUCCGCUUACCAGUUCAAACGAGGUCGAUGUGCAGCUAUAUGCCAUCAUCGCCAUUGUGAUCAAGGAAUAUGUCAACUCGUGGUAUUCCAAGAUCACUCCGGACCGUACCUUCGUGGAUGAAGUUAUCCAGAUUCUGGCACAUUGCACAAGGGCAGUCGAACAACGAAUACGCCAGAUUGAUAUGACAGAAUUGUUGUUACACGAGUUGCCUGUCUUGGUAGAAAGACAUGUUAAUGUGUACCGCACCGCCGCAACCGCGCAGGCGGAGGUCCCCUACGGAGAAAGCCCUCUGCGGAUCUAUCACGCCCUAGACCCGCAUCCAGCUCUUGACCCUACAGUGCCACCGGAAGAACAACAAAGCUACGAAGCUGCCUAUCGACAACUCCUUGUUCAAGGAGCACUUGCCGUCCUUCUCCCAACGGAAGAUUUGGCCAACGCUUGUCUCAGAACUCUGGUAGCAGACAUCAUCGCCGACCUCAUCCUUGGCCAGGUACUGGCGCAGAAAAUCUGCCAGCCAUGGUUCUUACAUGGAGUCGUCUCAAAGGUUGCGGAGAUUGUGAAAUCCCGCCCGACAGCUGCAUCUUCCUCCACCGCCGGUCAGCCCAUUCCUCCUCAAGACACCCGGCAGAGCCGGCUCGAACAAUUUGGCCUAUUAUCGUCGGAUACACCAGGUCAGGACAAUAAUUCGCCAGCAGGUCACCAAUCAGCGCUUAGUGCAUGGGUUUGGGGUCUGCUUCAGUACAUCUUCGUCGCGUAUCAGUUUCUGCGAUUCCUUCUCAUCGGCCUCGCCCACGCUCAGCAUCUUCCCCGAAGAGUCCGCCAACACGAGCGCCAUCAAGUCAGCCUCCCCGCCCCAACCCCAGCUUCUGAGAAGUCCUCCCGUGCAUCCACGCGGCCCCUAGUCGACGCUGACCGGCGGAGCCCUUGUGCAGUCAUCAGUUAUAGGGUGUUUGCUUGCAUAGCAACAGUCCUCGAUCUGGCGAUUCGCAUGCCGUGGUUGGAGAGCUCGUUCAGCUUCUUUCAGCACGUUCUCAAAGAAGGUCCUGGUCGUCUUGGCGGCCCAAACUCUACGCUCGACAAGCAGCCUUAUGACCAGGUCAAGGAUGCUUGUCUUUAUGAAUUCAAAUCGCAUCAACUCGAGGUCAUAUGA
Messenger RNA from Exophiala dermatitidis NIH/UT8656, 1554 nucleotides. RefSeq lists its product as uncharacterized. Gene Ontology annotation, cellular component: early endosome; extrinsic component of endosome membrane; late endosome. Gene Ontology annotation, molecular function: phosphatidylinositol binding. The record is from RefSeq and is a predicted model, not a curated record. Gene Ontology annotation, biological process: protein targeting to lysosome; endosome to lysosome transport; early endosome to late endosome transport. The transcript has 3 exons. NCBI's taxonomy places the organism in Eukaryota, Fungi, Ascomycota, Eurotiomycetes, Chaetothyriales, Herpotrichiellaceae. The coding region runs from base 1 to 1554 and encodes 517 amino acids.